CCAAAAAUGAAUAAAAUAAUUUUCCAAUUAAAAACAAUUCUUCGACCAUUUUUCGUCUGUUUUGCUUUAUUUUGUCUUUUACCUUUCUGUUUUUUCUCCAAACAUGGAACUUUAUAUGGAGUAGUUUCUUCCUCUUCAAUAUAUCCACCAGAUCAAGAAACAGGAUUUGUCGAAUCCCUUCUAAUUUUCAAUCGACUUCCAGAGAAUUUACAAUCUAAUAAAAGGGUUAAAAGAGAACAAAAAACAAAUUCUUCAAAUAAAGAAAAUGAAAAUAAAUUUACUGAUGUAGGAGGAAAUACUGGAGCAACAACUACUACUCCUUCAGCUAAAACAACUAGAGAAUUUUUAAGAAAAGAAAUUCAUGGAAGAAUUGUUAUCAAAAUUGGGCAUAUUGGGGCUAUGGGAGCAAUGCCGAAUGGUGAUCGAGUUUUGGAAAUUAGUCGACUAGCUUUAAUUGAUGAAGGAGUUCUUGGGGAUGAACUCGAUUUUGAUAUAACCUAUGCCAGCAAUUUUAUCCAAUCAGCAGCAUCAUGUGGCGAUACUUUUGAAGGAGUUGCUGUUGCUGCUUCAAUGUAUCAUAAAGAAAAAGUCAGAGCUUUCUUAGGACCUUACUGUGCUAGCGAAUUCGAGGCCGUUGCUAAAAUGUGUUCAUUUUGGAAUAUUCCAGCAAUUUCUUAUAUGCCUACAUCGACAGCAGUUUCUGACAGAAAUAUUUACAAAACAUUAGCACGUCUUUCCUCAAAAAAUACAAAUUCUAUAGCUAAAGCUGUGAUAAGAAUGGUGGAACAUUAUGGGUGGAGAAAGAUUGCAUUAGUAACAAAUAGUGGGCCUAUUGCUUAUGAACGUGUAGCAGCUUUUGAAGAAGAAUUUCGUCGAACAAAUACAGUAACUGUUGUUAAGAAGGUAAUUUUUGAUGAAAAUUGGGAUUCUAAUGAAAUAAUAAAGAGUGGUUUGCUUAAUGAAAUUUCACAAAAUGCUAGAAGUAAGUUUAUACUUCCAUAA
Molecule: messenger RNA, 1002 nt
Organism: Meloidogyne enterolobii
Lineage: Eukaryota; Metazoa; Nematoda; Chromadorea; Rhabditida; Meloidogynidae
Source: the annotation of a GenBank genome assembly